Messenger RNA from Cyprinus carpio (common carp), 4195 nucleotides. RefSeq names its product voltage-dependent calcium channel gamma-4 subunit-like. Gene Ontology annotation, cellular component: postsynaptic density membrane; AMPA glutamate receptor complex. Gene Ontology annotation, molecular function: channel regulator activity; voltage-gated calcium channel activity. Lineage: Eukaryota; Metazoa; Chordata; Actinopteri; Cypriniformes; Cyprinidae. The record is from RefSeq and is a predicted model, not a curated record. Gene Ontology annotation, biological process: positive regulation of synaptic transmission, glutamatergic; neurotransmitter receptor internalization; neurotransmitter receptor transport, postsynaptic endosome to lysosome.
CGCGCACGCGCACACGCAUUGGCUACACGCGCUCUAGACAAAUCCGUACUCGAGUGACGUGGGGACGUGUGCGGUGUGAAUAUCUCAUAUACUGUCUGCCUUGAGAGAGAUUCAGAUUUGUAACUUGUUUUUUUUUUUUUUUUUAUCAUUAUUAUUUUUAUAAUUUGACGACAUUUCUAAACGCUUUUUUUUUUUUUUUUUGAUACGCGCAAAUCCCUACGUUAUGUUCUUUUCUAACUCGUUUACAGUCCAUUUCUCUUGAUAUGCAAUUAUCUCUUCUAGUCUUCCGCUUUGGGAGUGCGACGGUCUUCAAACACGAGACAAAACUAAACUGGUUUUUUUUUUUUUUUUUUAUCAGCAAUGACCAGAACUGACACAAAGUAAGACUAUAUACACACGGAGGCAUUAACACAAGCUUCUCCAUUGUGGUCGACCUGCGAGCGUAGCAGCAGAGAAACAGGGGGAGUAAACGAGUACAGGAAGGAGAAAAGGAGUGUGCGAGGACAGUCGAUGGAUGCUGCCCGGAUUGAAGGGACAGCACAUUCUCAUCUGACGAGGAAAAGAAAGAUUUCAAAAUUGAGUCGAAGGACAGAAACUCGCCGUCAGGCAUGGUGUGUGAGAAGGGCAUUCAGAUCCUUCUCACCAUCGUGGGUGCUUUCGCAUCCUUCGGCCUGAUGACGGUGGCUAUCGGCACUGAUUAUUGGCUGUACUCUCGGGCGCUCAUCUGCAACAGCACCGCCAACAACUCACAAGAGGAUCCGCAUAAUAAGGAGAAGAAGGACCCCGGGGCCUUGACACACUCUGGCCUGUGGAGGAUCUGUUGUCUGGAGGGGGUGAAGCGUGGUGUGUGCUCCCAGAUCAACCACUUCCCAGAGGAUGCUGACUUUGAUCAUGAUGGAGCGGAAUACGUCCUGCGAGUGGUCCGGGCCUCCAACAUCUUUCCCAUUCUUAGUGCCAUCCUGCUGCUAAUGGGAGGAGUCUGUAUCGCAGCCAGCCGUUUCUACAAGAGCAAAAGGAACAUCGUGCUGGGGGCUGGCAUUCUGUUUGUAGCGGCAGGCCUGAGUAACAUCAUUGGUGUGAUAGUGUACAUUUCUGCCGCUCUGGGUGACAUUUCCCCAAAGAAGGACGAGGACAAGAAAUGGCAGUACUCCUACGGCUGGUCCUUCUACUUUGGAGGGCUGUCCUUCAUCCUGGCUGAGAUGGUGGGCGUGCUGGCGGUAAACAUCUACAUCGAGAAGAACAAGGAGCUCCGCUGUCGCUCUCGCACUGAUAUCUUUAAAAGCACCACUCACGCCAUGCUACGGCUCCCGAGCUACCGUUUCCGCCGCAGAUCGCGUUCCAGCUCUCGAUCCACCGACCCCUCGCGCUCACGAGACCCGUCUCCCGUGGGUGGCCCACCAGGGGGUAAGAACUUCGGAAUGCCCCCAUCUGCUUUACUCUCCCAGGGGCCCAUCUCUGUAUCCACUCUUCCUAACCCUCACUCCCGCUCCGCUCUGCCAGGGGGCGAUAUUUCCCUUUACACCCUCUCCCGAGACCCCAAACUGGGUGGUUUAGGAGGGCUGGGAGCCCCUCCGCUAUACAGCACGGUGGACCGUGCCACACUAUACCAGCUGCACAACUGCUUCCCUAAAGAGAGCGGAGGGGGCGGAGGAGGCAUUAUGAUGACUGGGACGCUGCCCUCGCUCAAAUCCCACAAUCCCUCAGCUGUCCAGAAUUCUUCCAACUCCAACGCGCCGCUCAGCAACACCAUCCCAUCCUCCCAGCCUCCACCUUUCGCCGCCUCUACGGUGGAGCGGGAACGAGGGAUGGGAACGCUGGAUAGGCUCGGAAAAGGUGACAGAGAGAGUAACUCCAACACGCUAAAUAGGAAAACUACACCAGUGUAGACAGAUAAGAGGGUCAGCGUAGAUAAUGUAGAUGGAAAGACUGGAAACACUCACAGCAUUGACAAAAUGUUUCACUUUAUGAAAAAAUAAAGAGUAAAAGAAUUACAAACAUCUCAUGAUAACAACAACACUCACAUGUUUUUCAAGUACUGUUUUAUAACGUGUAAUCUUCAUGAAACUAUAAUCAUGGGAUACUGUGAUAUUAUUUAGCUUGAUUUUAGAUGUGGAAUUUCAAGAAGGUGAAGUGUUGUUGUUAUUGCGACUAAGUUUGAUCUGCUGGCUCUCAACAUGUUGAAUGGUUCUAGUUUUUAAAAGAUGGUUCUAGUGCUUUUCAAAGAUUUUGACUAAGUUCAAAACGUGAUACUGAGCACUGCAGAAACAUGAGUGUAUUCAAUAUGUGAGAAUGAGAUUAUUACUACAACUAACUUUGUGAGAAGCAUUUUAUUUAUUUUAAAGAAAGUUUUAUUUUCUACCCUUUGAUAACAUGCAAUUUAGUGUGUAAUAUCUGUAUAUCUGUCUUCCAGCUCAGUAGAGAGAUCAGCACCAUAAUUGAUGGACUGAAAUGACAGAGUUAAAAUGAAAAAAGAUUUUUAUAAAAACCUACCAUCAUAUUAUUUUUGUUAAAAUCACUGUUAGCAGUAGAAGUAGCACUUAUUGAAUUGAAAAUCUUUGUUUUGGGGCAUUAAAACAUUCCCUCACGUGGUAAAAGAGGGACAGAUGAUAUAUUUGUAUAUAUCCCAGAAGAGGGACUUCUAUCCAAAACUGUGCUUUUCAAAUCUGAGCGAGGAUAAAAAAAAAAAAAAAAAAAAAAACUACAUUUUGAAAAGAAAAUGUAUAUUAUACACAAUUGUAUUUGAAAAAGAAAAAAAAAAGACAGAGAUACUUUAAAAGUCUAGAGUACAGAUCAAGGUCUUCGUGUAUUAAAAAGGGCAGAAUGGGUGGGUGGGGCUUUUUUUGAAUAUGUAUGAGGACACUGUCUUCCUUGAGCUCUGAUUGGCCUAAACUCAUAUGUUGAGGCAUGCCCUGUGUCAUUUGUGUUUUCCCUUCACUGUGUCAUGUGAUCAUGACAGCAUCCCAAAGGCAAAGCUCCCCUCCCAAAAAAUAAAAAAAAACAAAACAAAAAAACAAAUGCUCACUGUGCUGCACCUGACUCCCUUUGAACCGUCUGCUUCUCUAAAUGAGAGAUUAUAUACUAUAUGUGGACAUUCUGCUAACCUUUAACCUUUAUUCCAUGAUCCCAGCCAACAAGAGGUCAACAAAGGACAUUAUAUAAUAGAGUGCAAAUGGGCAUCAAAUCACAAUCUCCUGCGACUGGGGGUCUUUUUUUAAUUCAUAAAAAAAUGUGAAAAUCUCUACAAAGACAGCAUUCAUGUGGUCAGUUAUAACUAUUAUGUAGAUGAGAAUAGAUAUAUCUAGAGAAAAUAUGGUUUAUCUUAAUGUGUGAUAAACUAACACUGUAUUGCACGAAUUUUAUAUAUAAAAGAAACAACAGACAAUCUACGAGUGAUGUCAUUUGUGUGUUUUUAACAUCUUAUAUCCAUAGAAGAUAACUAAGAUGAUCUUUUAUGGAAGUGCGUUUCCAUCUCAAAGUAAAAAAUACAAACAGCUAAUAGAGAGAUUAAUGUUUAAAAUACAGAACGUCAUAUUAUAAGAUACAAGGUCACAAAAAGUUGCAAUAGUGACCGUCAUAAAUAAAUUCACAAUUCAGUGAAAUAAAGUCACCAUUAUCUUGUUUUUUGUUUUUUACUCAGGAUAAAAUGCACUUCCAUUAACUUAUAGAGUGGUUCUUAACCAGGGGGCCUCAGCAAACUUUCGAGGAGGACACAAGAUGACUUAAAAUUAUUUAAAUAAGACAAAAUUUGAAUUAAAAUAAGACAAACCAAUCAAGAUAUUUCUUAUUUUAAUUCACCCCCUCAACAACUGUUUAUUCAGCUGGAAAGGUAACAGGGCCUUUGAAUAUUGGUUUAAACAACAGGGGGCCUUGGAGAAUUUAAGAACCAUUGAUCUGAUGAUAACCUUAAAAAAAUAAUAAUGAUAAAAAAGAAAAGUCUUAACACCUAUCUUCAUUUUAACAGUACCUUAAGAUGUAAUCUAGAUAUUUUGCAUAAUCAUAUUUUAACUUUUUUUUUUUUUUUUACGUUUCUGUAAUAUGAUAGACAAUUAUUGACCUCAUUUUUUCCUAAUUUCCAGAUGGGCGGGCCAUAACUUUCUCACUAUUGGAGGACUGUGUAGUAAGGGUUUUACUGUACCCACCCACAAACAUGCACUCAUUUCAGUCCCGACCAACAAUUAAUAAACCUGUGCCAGCA